Molecule: messenger RNA, 3415 nt
Organism: Oreochromis aureus
Lineage: Eukaryota; Metazoa; Chordata; Actinopteri; Cichliformes; Cichlidae
Gene: naprt
Product: nicotinate phosphoribosyltransferase
Exons: 13
Coding region: 339-2012 (557 amino acids)
Biological process (GO): NAD+ biosynthetic process
Molecular function (GO): nicotinate phosphoribosyltransferase activity
Source: RefSeq, a predicted model, not a curated record
UACAUAGAUGGUGAGUUUUUACAUUGCGUGCUGAAGGAUCUCGCUCCUUCACAGCAGGUGGCCACAUGGAAGCGAUUCUUUGAAAGUGAAUCCAGUUUUCAUGAUCCAAAAUUGCGUUAGGUUAAGCGCAUGACUCGUGACACGGGCUGACACUAAUAGGAAUCAGUAGACCAUAAAUGUGUUCGCCAACAAAGAGACUAACUGAAAAGUCUGAGGUGCAACAACGUGAGCCGUGGCUGUAUUUCCCAGCUGCCCCGCUCUGUCUCUGCCUCAGGGGGUAAAGGAGUCGGUGGGAGAACUGCAAGUCCCAGAGGUCUCGGCAUCAGGGCUGGGAGAACAUGGCAGCGCCGUCCGCCAGCAGCAGCACGUGCAGCGGGGUUAUGGAGCGGUCUAUUCGGGAGCGGGUUCCCCCGCUGCUCACCGACUUGUACCAGUUCACCAUGGCGUACGCGUACUGGCGGGCCGGUCGCCACGAGGAGCACGCCGUGUUCGAGCUUUUCUUCAGGGACAAUCCGUUCGGCGGAGGCUUCUCGCUGUUCGCCGGGGUGCACGACUGCCUGCUGUUCCUGCGCAGCUUUCGCUUCGCAGACGAAGAUGUGGAGUUCCUGCGCUCUGUCAUGCCUCCGGACACUGACCCUGCCUUCUUCCAGUUUCUGCGAUGCCUCGACUGUUCGGGUGUAACGCUCCAUUCCGUCCCCGAAGGCACUGUGGUCUUUGCCAGGGUGCCUCUCAUGGAAGUGGCUGGUCCACUGCCUGUGGUACAACUACUGGAGACAAGUCUAUUGUGUCUUGUCAACUAUGCCAGUCUGGUCUGCACUAAUGCUGCCCGUUUCCGUCUGGCGGCAGGCCCCAAGAGGAAGCUGCUGGAGAUGGGCCUCAGGAGGGCUCAGGGUCCAGACGGAGGACUCACCGCCUCCCGAUACACACACAUCGGAGGGUUUGAUCUUACCAGUAAUGUUCAGGCUGGUUUCCUGUUUGGAAUCCCAGUUGCAGGGACCAUGGCACACUCAUACGUAACUUCCUUUACCUCCCUGGAGGAAGUGUGGCCGCAAACGCUUUCGGCGGUGAACGGGGACCACAAUCUAGUCGAUAUCAUUUCUUUAACAAAAGGCUGGCUGAGUCGUGUGUGUGAACUUCUGGGAGCAGAGCCUGGGAAGAUCCAUGAGGGAGAGCUGGCUGCUUUCUUGUCUUAUGCCAUCGCCUAUCCUCAGAACUUCCUCCCAGUGAUUGACAGCUACAGUGUUGGCUGUAGCGGCCUGUUGAACUUCUGUGCUGUGGCACUGGUACUGUGUGAGCUGGGCUACAGGCCUGUGGGGGUUCGUCUUGACAGCGGGGACCUUUGCAAGCAGUCCCUUGAUGUGCGCCGUGUCUUCAGGCUCUGCAGCGAGCACUUCUCCAUUCCUGCUUUUGAUUCCCUGAUCAUUGUUGGGACUAAUAACAUCUCAGAAGAGAGCUUGGCUGAACUCAACAGUAAGGAGAACGAGAUCAGUGUAGUUGGUGUUGGAACACAUCUGGUGACUUGCACAAAACAACCCUCCCUAGGCUGUGUUUAUAAGCUGGUGGAGGUGAGAGGAAGACCCAGAAUGAAGGUCAGUGAGGACCCAGAAAAGAGCACUGUUCCUGGGAGGAAAGCUGUCUACCGGCUAAUAGAUGCUGAAGGUCAUCCAUUUCUAGAUGUGGUAUGUCUGGCGGUGGAGUCUCCUCCAGAGGCGGGACUCCCACUGAGCUGUUACCCCCUGGGAUGUAACCACACCGCCCUCUCAGUCACUCCUGCUCGGGUCACCUGUCUGCGUCAGGAAGUGUUUAGUAAAGGACAGGUCACACAGCCUUUGUGCAGCGCUGCAGAAACUAGAGCAAAGGUCCAGAGCUCCCUCCAGACUCUGCACCCUCGGCACAAGAGACUGCAGAAGCCGGAUUCCUACACAGUGGCACUCUCCCAGAAACUCCACAACAUGGUCAAAGAGAUCCAAAAAGGAAGCAGCAACAACACCAACUUUCUUUUAGCCAACUAAAGAGAAUCAGGUGUUUCCUAAAUUGCCUCACAGAAGUUCUUUUAUUUAUAGAGCAUGGUCUGAAUGAACCCUUACAGUGGGGACACUCUCCAAAUACUGGAAAUAACAGCCGUUGUGUCGCCUGGGUUAGUCAGAUGUAACGAAUGUUUUAAAAGAAGGAUUAAAAUAAAGGUGUUUAGUGCAAAGACAGACCAUCAGGGUUAGACAGACUUUUAGACAUAUCCUUACAGUUAUGUUUUCUACAUUUGGAAAUUUUCAACAAUAAACGUCCAACAAAUCUAAAAACAGGAGCCGCACUGUUAAAUGAAGACAUGAAAGUGCAGAAAUAAUCAUAUUCUCUGAACCAGACUUUGCUGCCUUGUUGCAGGUGAAUAACAUUAAGUUCAUGUUAAGGUCGUCUGCUGAAGAAAGACGUGGUUGGAAACUAGAAAAAAAUAGAAAGCUGCCCGUGCAUUAAAUUUUUUUUUCUUCAUAUGAAUAUUAUUCUAAACUUGGGACUAAGACUCAGGUUAGUGGAUUUUUAAAAUAAAUCUGUACCUCAGACCCUUUGAUCAUGCUUUUGAAAAAGUGGCAGUAAUUACAGGUUGAUAUUUUAGUUCAUGUCAAAGAUUAUGAUUUUGUUUGACAGUUUAUAAGCUAAGGAAGUUUGAAGUAUUUGUGGUUUCUUAUCCAUAACACUUAUCACAGUAAUCAACAUUUUUAUGUAGGUGAGACUAGACAGGAUGGAGACACGGUUUUAAGGCACUGAGGAAUAUUGACAUUUCAGGUUUAGGUUCAUGACACUGUCGUCUUUUCACUUUAGUCUAGAGAAAAUCUCCAGAUUAUAGAUCAAGUUUUCUUUGUCUACAUGAUAUUAAUGUAAAAUGAUUCAUAUGUAAUAUGUAAAACACACACUUUUCAUAUUUAAUUGUAAAAUUCCAGAAUUCUUGCAAUGCAAAAAGUAAGUUAUCUUCAUAUGGGUGGUGGGGGUCUUUAAAAUUCUUACUGAUAACUUGUAUUUAACAAUAAAAUGUCAUCUUCAAUAACAAAGGCUGUUUUCUGUGAGCGAGAAAUCCCCACUUCAGUUGUAUUUACAUCCUUGAACUUUCAUGUUAUAUUACUGCAUAUUAUAACACUUUUUUUUCUUUUUUAAACCAACAAGUGUAUUGAUUGUCAUUGAGUGCUUGAUUUAUGGAACAGUUGUACCUAAUGUGUUUUUUUCUGGGCUCCUAAUAUGAAAAUAAAAUGACACAACAAUUAGGUUUUUAUCAAAUAUUUGCAUUUAUGUUUUGAAAAGGUAUGCUCAAGAUAAACAUAAAAAUGUAACAAAAAAGUUGUAAAUAAAAAAUAAUAUUCUUUGUUAGUAAUAAACAAGCCCAGUUUCGUGGUGAUAUGUUAGUAAUAAAAACCUAUUCACAACUAAA